Scleropages formosus (Asian bonytongue) is the source of this 4187-nucleotide messenger RNA. RefSeq names its product E3 ubiquitin-protein ligase DTX4-like. Lineage: Eukaryota; Metazoa; Chordata; Actinopteri; Osteoglossiformes; Osteoglossidae. The transcript has 9 exons. Gene Ontology annotation, molecular function: zinc ion binding. Bases 466 to 2598 code for a protein of 710 amino acids. The record is from RefSeq and is a predicted model, not a curated record. Gene Ontology annotation, biological process: protein ubiquitination; Notch signaling pathway.
ACACACACACACACACACACACACACACACACAGACAGAACAGCGUCUUAAUAGAAUGUGCGGAAUCAUCGUCAAGUCGCGUCGGCAAUAAAAAGAGACACAAAUACAUUUCGAUGAGCGCGGAAGAGGCGCAAAGGCGUCACGGGCGGCCACACGGGGGGCCACACGGGGGCGCUCCCAGCGCCGCCCAACGACGGUGCGGGGGGCCCCGCGGGGGGGCGGCGGCGGCGGCGGCGGACCCCGCUCCCACGGACACGCCCACCCGCAGGCCGGUAUGUCGGAGGAGCGCCGAGGCGAGGAGGCGACGCUACAGCGGUUCUGCGGGACAGAAAUGCAAAUGGAGCGAAAGGGACAGAAAAAGGGACGUUUGUCCACUAAAGCGCAGAUCAUUGUGCGACGCCGCGGAGUCAUGGAGACGCGCAGGAGCGGCGACUGAGUGAGCGGAGACCCGCAGCAACUGCGGCGAUGUUGCAGGCAUCCGCCGUCAUCGUGUGGGAGUGGCUCAACGAGCACGGCCGCUGGAGACCCUACAGCGCUGCCGUGUCGCACCAUAUCGAGGCGGCGAUUCGCAGUGACCCCCGCGGGGGCAGCAUUGUCCUCGGACAGGUGGACAGCCGCCUCUCGCCAUACAUCAUUGACCUGCACUCCAUGCAUCAGUUCCGUCAGGACACAGGAACCCUGCGUCCCGUGCGUCGCAGUUAUUAUGAGGCGACGUCAGCGCCGGGCCGGGGCUGGGUGUGGGAGUGGGAGAACGAUGCCGGCUCCUGGACACCCUAUGACUCGGAGGUGGGCGUGGCCAUCCAGGCAGCACGUGACCGCCAGCAGCCGUGGCUCGACUUGGCACCGCUCGGCUUCUGCUACCUCAUCGACUUCCAGACCAUGACACAGAUCAACAGGCAGACACAGCGGCGCCGCCGCAUCCAGAGGCGCUUGGACCUGGCAUACCCGCUGGUGGCAGGGACGCUGCCCAAGGCCUGGGCGGCGGGACCCCUUGGGUCCGUGGGAAUCGGCGGGAGCGGCGUGGGGGCGUACCCCGGUGGGACGCUGUCCGUACCUUCCCUGAGUGCCCUGGGCCAGCCCUGCACGUGCCCGCAAUGCAUGCUGGUCCUGAGCGUGAAGACCGGUGCCAUGGCGCACACGCUGGGCCGUAGGCCCCCGCAUAUGAAGCCUCCAAGCCCCAAAGGAGCCCCUGGGGGCCGUGCUGUGACAGUGGCCACAUCUGGCUCCUAUUCGCACACAUUACCGCACCCGUUGUCUGCUUCUCACUCCCUAUCGCAACACAAGGUCCCCACUGCCUUUGGCCACUCCCUUUCGCUGCUGGGCGGGGCCUCAGCCCGUGCCCCGCCCCCAUUGCCCCCAUUGCCACCACCCCCUCUGCCGCCAUCCCACCAGCACCAACCGCCCAGCACCUCUGUCCCGCCCAUGUCUGGCUCCUCCUCCUUCUCCGCCACCGCCUCAGCCCCAGUGGCACCCACGACUGCCCUCGAGUCCUCGGCGACCAUGCCCAAUUUGUCCUCGUCGCCGGCUGCUCCUGGCCCCGCCCCUCGUCCCCCAGGCUCGGCCGCUGCCUGCGCGCCCCCCCUGCCAUCACGUGCCAGCUUGGCAGGGCUCAGCCGUCCUGCUCUGCAGCGCAUCGCCAUGGCACAGUCCCGCGCCCUCAUCGCCUCCGGAGUCCCCACUGUCCCUGUGAAGAACCUGAAUGGCUCAAGCCCGGUCCAUCCAGCCCUGGCAGGUAUUACAGGCAUUCUGAUGAGCGCCGCAGGCCUCCCCGUCUGUCUGACCCGCCCCCCCAAGCUGGUGCUGCACCCGCCGCCCGUCAGCAAGAGCGACAUCAAACCCAUUCCAGGUCUGGGACACUGCUGCCGCAAAAUCAGUAAGAAGCAGAUCCGCAAAGGUAAGAGUCCGGAGGAGGUGGUGAAGAAGUACCUGCAGAAGGUCCGCAGCCCACCUGAGGAGGACUGCACCAUCUGCAUGGAGACAUUGGGGGGCCCCUCAGGGUACAAGGGCCCCGGCGUGGCUGGUGUGGCGCGGGCGGAGUCAGUUGGCCGGCUGAGCCGGUGCGGUCACCAGUACCACUUACAGUGCCUGGUCGCCAUGUACAACAACGGCAACCGCGAUGGCAGCCUGCAAUGCCCCACCUGCAAGACCAUCUACGGUGUGAAGACGGGCAACCAGCCACCCGGCAAGAUGGAGUACCACGUGAUCCCGCACUCGCUGCCCGGGCACCCCGACUGCCGCACUAUCCGCAUCAUCUACACCAUCCCACCCGGCAUCCAGGGCCCCGAGCACCCGAACCCCGGUAAACCCUUCACUGCGAGAGGCUUCCCCAGACACUGCUACCUCCCAGACAGCGAGAAGGGGCGCAAGGUGCUGCGGCUGCUGCUGGUGGCCUGGGACCGCAGGCUGCUCUUCUCCGUGGGCACGUCGAGCACUACGGGCGAGUCGGACACGGUCAUCUGGAAUGAGGUGCACCACAAGACCGAGUUUGGUUCCAACCUGACAGGCCACGGCUACCCGGACCCGGGACACCUGGACAAUGUGCUGGAGGAGCUGCGUGCGCAGGGCAUCACUGAGGAGGACAGUAUUGACCAGGACUGAGGGAGGAUGCAGCGCCCUCUUGCAGGAGAGCGAAGAACCCCAUCCAACUGUAUAUGUGGAGAGGGGCGGAGCCUGAGGGCCACUGUGCUUGGAUUUGUAGGAAAGUAGUGGGCAGUAAGAGUAGAAUAAAUUUGCGUCGUCAGUCACAUGCCGUGCCUGCAGUGCCAGUGGGGUAUGGGUGGUUUGGUGGAUGUCAACGCCACCAUCAUUAACACUUGAGAACACUCUGUUGAGAGACGCCGGUCAGGCGGGGGUUCGAGAAGUAAUUGUAAUACCAUGGAGAUAGGCUGAAAUAGUCAGGUAUAUAGAGUAAAACAAGUGUUAACUUGUCUGUCUAGGAUCUUAGAGCUGAGCCAGAGGAAAAAGAAUGUGACUGAGAUCAACAACACUUAGCCUGAGCCCACGACUGAAUGUGUGUAUAGCGCCAUCUAGUGGCACUUUCCUUUCCUUCGCCGUUACUUUCAGUAUAAAACCUGAAGUUAAUUAAUUUAAAACUGCUUUGUAAUUUAUUGUGAUGCUGCAUAUUUGAUAGUUUUCUACUCUAUAUAAUCCAUUUAUCAUUUUGCACGAUAGAAUGUAUCUUAUUUGUGUUCUUUUUAAGACUUUCUAGUGGCUGAGAUGGCUCGCGGCUGGUGGGGGGCCGGCGGGGGGGGAGUACUGUCCGCGAUGUCCGCUGCACUGUUGUGUCCGGGGUUUCACAGCUCUGGGACACCGAUCCUUAGAAUUUCUCCGGCUCGAGAAAUGAGAGCUGGGAUUGGACAUGUUUAUAAAUGUUUAAUUUGAACAAACAAAACAUACUUGUGGUUAAAGCACCCUUUGUGUUGUGUUUUUAAGGUGAGUUACUGUCUUGGUGUAAAAUAAAAAUGGCUGCAGUUUGGAUUUUUGCAGCUGGGACGCUUGUAACGCUGAGCUGUAAUGACCGCAUGGUUUCAUCUCUGGGUCCCGGUGAUGCGGUGGUUUUGUUUUCUUACACUUUAGUCUUUCUUCGGGUCCCAAGUCGAGACCGCAGUGUGGUCGUACCGUGGUCCUUGGCUUGGUCUUCCGCCCCCUUGGCCUGCCUGUCUACUUUCCAUGUUGGGUCAGUGGAUGUGGAUGACCUCUACAUGAAUGUCUACUGUUAGCUGUGUGUGUGUGUGUGUGUGUGUGUGUGUGUGUGUGUGUGUGUGUGUUCUGUAACUUUCCUAACAAUUUUAUGUCUCAAUACUUUUCUUGAGUUGAAGUUGCCGUUUUGAUUUCAACCUCGUUUAAUGAUCAUGUCCUGAUGAUAUCCUGGGUGCUGUUCCAUAACCUCCUCUGUUGGUUGAACUACUUCUUUGGGACUUGUUGUCCGUUUAAUACGUAGUGUGUAAUUCUCUGAUCGGUAUGUGUCUUUAGUCUUUCCUCAAGGUCGAAAGGGGCCAAAGCGAGAAGGUUUCAAAAAAGCAAAUGCAGACGUAUUAAUUAACCAGUAAGGAAUAAACGGGAUAUGAACAGCUUGUGUUCUGAACCCAAUGAAAAUGCUGCUGUUUGUUUGUAUUUAUUUAAAACACACUGAUAUGGUGAGAAACAGCCACCUGUCACCGAGUGGAGCAUCACACAAGGUGUCCUCC